This is a messenger RNA of Entrophospora candida, 142 nucleotides long. The record is from the annotation of a GenBank genome assembly. Lineage: Eukaryota; Fungi; Glomeromycota; Glomeromycetes; Entrophosporales; Entrophosporaceae.
GAAAGAAGUACCAGUUGGUGAAUUUAAAGUGCUCUUGUCAAGAAUUAAUGGGCAAAUUUAUGCUACUGGUACCAAUUGUACACAUUAUGGGGCACCUCUCAGAACUGGUGUGCUUGCAAGCGAUGGUUGUCUUACUUGGUAA